GUGAGUGUUGCAUUUACUUUUUGUUCAUCUCAAAACAACAUGCGGCUUAUCUUUUUUCUCCUGUUCUUUUUGUGUAAGAGCAAAGGGACAUCCACAACGACGCCUAUAUCCAAUAUAACUACAGCUGCUUCAGAAGAAAAGCUAUCUCAUCUAGAGCUGGUGGCCACACCAGACUACCCAGUUGCAGCAGGUCAGAAAGUCGACCUGCAUUGCAGGGCUUUCAUCACUACAGCGUCCGUCAAGUGGUCCUGGCAACCCCUGACAAAUCAGACUUGGCAAGACGUGGGAACGGCUGGGGAAAUGAUGACCCUUACCAAACCGGAGCAGAGCGGGCUUUACAGGUGCCGUAGUGGGAGCAAUGACUCUCAGGUGGUGAGCUCUGACCACACUGUCUAUAUCGUCUCCGUGAAUGCAACAGUCGGUGAGUCUUUAGGAAUAGCUGCCUUUGUCCUUUCUCUCCUGGCCUUGAGCAUCAACUUUGCUAUUCUUUUUUGGCUGGGCUGGCAAAGAUUUGGUGCCACACUGACCAUCAACACUGCAGCUAAAGGUUUUCCUGGACCAGAAAAGUCACCAAAGGGAGGUUUGCCACCGACUGAAAGUGACGGAGAUGUGUACAUGAAUUACACAAGCCAAGCCUACUGUGAUCUGGACCCCACCACUGUUUCUGUGUACUCAAGUCUGUCAUGAACAUUCGUGGCGACAAAAAGAGCAUUUUGUUCAGCAGCAGAAUAUCUGCAAAUAGAGCUUAGCGUUACAUUUAAUUAUGUUUGAUUUAAUCUAAUUUCACACCAAAAAAUGUAAACAAAAUCUGAAUGUGGUAAAACCUGUUAAUCUAUAGUUCUAGCUAGGUAAAAUGUUCCCACCAAACUUCCUUCUCUGUGUUUGUACAUUUUAAUGAAACUUGUAGUUUGCUAUAAUUUUCUGUCUCAAACUGCAUGCAAUGUUUUCUUUUUCUUUUUUGUGUACGUGGAUUGAUAGAGCUAUCCCAGCUUGUUGAUAUGUCAGAAAUUGACUUUUUAAUUUACUUUAAUCAUCACAAACACAAAUGAAAGACAAAUAAAAUUGUAAUUACAAGAAUUGGCUGUAUGGAGUAAAACAAGCAGGUUUUCCUUUUGGAAGAUCAAAAUAACAUUACACACACU
Messenger RNA from Perca flavescens (yellow perch), 1142 nucleotides. RefSeq lists its product as uncharacterized. NCBI's taxonomy places the organism in Eukaryota, Metazoa, Chordata, Actinopteri, Perciformes, Percidae. The transcript has 6 exons. Bases 40 to 687 code for a protein of 215 amino acids. The record is from RefSeq and is a predicted model, not a curated record.